AUGAAUAACGUCGACGCCUCCGACCACUACGAGGUCUCCUCCCACGAGACGACUCCUUCGCUCCUCUCCAUCGUCAUCGACACGAACCCCCGCGCCUGGGCCGCUCUCAACGAUGUCCUCCCCCUCUCCAAAGCCAUCGCAAGCAUCCUCGUUUUCGUCAACGCCCACCUCGCCUUCAGCAACGCCAACCAGGUCGCCAUAAUCGCAUCCCACAGCAACCGCGCAGUAUGGCUCUACCCCACAAAGCCCGAGCCCAAGGCGGCCUCGACGAACGGCGCGUCUGAGGACGUCGACAUGGCAGACGCCUUUGCGCCGACCCCGAACAAGUCCAACGCCAACAAGUACCCCCAGUUCGCGCAGAUCGAGAAGGCGGUUCUCGGAGCGAUACGCGAAGUCAUCAAUCAGACCACCGAAGCCGACCUCUCCUGUACAACAACCCAGCUGUCAGGCGCGCUCACGCUGGCUCUGUCAUACAUCAACAAGGCCUCCAUGGCGCUCAACGAGACAAACAAGACACCGGAAGCCACCCGCGCGACCUCCUCCGCCCUCACGCGCCUUCAUGCACGCAUCUUCAUCCUCUCUGUCUCCGACUCCGAGCCGGUGCAGUACAUACCCACGAUGAACGCCGUCUUCGCGGCGGCGCACUCCCAGAUUCCCAUUGACACCCUCGCCCUCUCUGGAGACGCAACAUUCCUCCAGCAAGCGAGCUACAUCACCGACGGAACUUUCAUGCAGGCAGCCAGUCCUAGGGGUCUACUGAGCUACCUCAUGUUCGCGUACUCUGCCGACGCCGAGGCUAGAUCCUCCCUGAUCCCACCCACGCACCAUACAGUCGACUUCCGCGCCGCAUGCUUCUGCCACGGCCGCGUGGUAGACACCGGCUUCGUAUGCAGUAUCUGCCUCAGCAUCUUCUGCGACGUGCCUGAAAACUCCGAGUGCCUGACGUGCGGCACCAAGCUCUCUCUCGGGAGCUACGGCGCUAAGCCCGCUGUUGUCCCGCGGAGGAAGAAAAAGAAGAAGAAGGUACUGGCAAACGGCAACAUCAGGGAGGAGACGGGUACUCCUGGGGGAACACCACGGCCAGCGUAA
Molecule: messenger RNA, 1089 nt
Organism: Colletotrichum chrysophilum
Lineage: Eukaryota; Fungi; Ascomycota; Sordariomycetes; Glomerellales; Glomerellaceae
Exons: 1
Coding region: 1-1089 (362 amino acids)
Biological process (GO): nucleotide-excision repair; regulation of DNA-templated transcription
Cellular component (GO): transcription factor TFIIH core complex; transcription factor TFIIH holo complex
Source: RefSeq, a predicted model, not a curated record